Messenger RNA from Aureobasidium subglaciale EXF-2481, 1677 nucleotides. RefSeq lists its product as uncharacterized. The transcript has a single exon. Gene Ontology annotation, molecular function: [acyl-carrier-protein] S-malonyltransferase activity. NCBI's taxonomy places the organism in Eukaryota, Fungi, Ascomycota, Dothideomycetes, Dothideales, Saccotheciaceae. Gene Ontology annotation, cellular component: mitochondrion. Gene Ontology annotation, biological process: fatty acid biosynthetic process. The coding region runs from base 207 to 1358 and encodes 383 amino acids. The record is from RefSeq and is a predicted model, not a curated record.
UCCGGGGCCCGCGAUAGCAUCAUCAUGGUUACCUCGGCUUAUCAUGAUUGUCUACUGAUACUGUCCUCACAUUGUCUACUAAACUUCAUGUGACACGUUGGCAGACAAGACGACAAUAGUCGCACGAUUACAUCACUUCAAAGCCGAAAGGAAAUGCGCCAGAACGGAACGCUUUGCAUACCCACAGCGCGACUACAGCGAGCAACAUGAGAGGCGCCACCGGACGCCUGGAAGAGGUAGCAAGAGGAGGAGCACGAGCAUACACACAAAGACAUGCUUCAUCACGAACAUACAGCACACGAUCGCGACCGAAAACGGCCCUCUUCUUCCCUGGACAGGGAGUGCAGCGCGUGGGCAUGAUCGACCCCUGGCUCCAAGCCUUUCCCAACACCGUCCGCCCUCUCCUCGACGAAAUCGACCAUACCCUCAACAUCUCACCCUCCCUCACAAGUCUGAUCAGCGAUGGCACAAAUGCAGAGCUCACCGCUACCCAAAACGCACAGCCUGCCAUCAUGGCCACCAGUAUCCUGAUCCUCCGCGUCCUAGAAAGAGAGUUUGGCUUCAAUACAAAGGAAAUCGUCGAUGUAACACUAGGCCACUCAUUGGGCGAAUUCGCAGCCUUGGUGGCAGCAGGAAACCUGCAAUUCACCUCUGCCCUCAAAAUGGUGCGCAGACGUGGCGAAACAAUGGCGCGAUGCUCUGCCUCCUCAGCAGCAGAAAUGGGCAUGAUAGCCCUCGUCUGCGAACCCAACCAACGAGACGCUACCCUCGACGCCAUAACCCGCCAACUCGACCAAAACAAACUCCUCCAAUGCAACGUCGCAAACAUCAAUUCAAAAACACAAUUCGUACUCAGUGGAGACAUUGGUCACAUUACUCAAGUACUGGAACACAUUCGUCACUUUGACUCUCACGACCCCAGAGCGGUGAGAUUAAAGGCUGAUUCUCCCUUUCAUUCUCCCCUCAUGUUGCCGGCUGUGCAUCUUAUGCAGAAGUUGCUUUCUGCUCCUGGCGCCAUAACCUUCGACGACACGACAUUACCAUGCAUUUCCAAUGUCACAGCACUCCCCUUCACCUCUGCGGACGAACUCACAGAUCUAGUAGCCAGAAGUGCAGCAGAACCAGUGCUUUGGCAUCAAAGCAUCCAAUACCUGCAUCAAGAGCAAAAAGUUAAGAGAUGGAUUGGCAUUGGUCCCGGCAAGGUUGGAAGAAACCUUGUAGGCAAAGAGGUGGGUAUGAAGGGAGUCGAUAUCAAAGGUGGCGGCGUGUUGGCACUUACGGACCCGAAAGAACUGGAUGAGUUUAUGCGCGCGCUGGAGGACACCGAGAAAGCUGUCGAGGACGAGGGUCAGCAAUGAGUCGUGAUCAAGUCGACCGAGUUGCUGCGGUGCUUGAAAGCAAAGGCUUCGCAAUCAGCUGCCAGGGGGCUAGAGACAGCUAAUAAGAUCUCCGAGCCUUGCCACAUCAAAGACCUGUUUGAAUCUUCCACUCACAUCUUCUCAUCUUUUCACCUUCGCCGUCUUUUGAACACCAUGUGCGAGUCAUUUUCACAAAUAGGCGAAAUCGACACAAUCCAGGCGGCUCCCGAAUCUUCCUCAUCAGAUGUCCAAAAUGCCAGAUCACCACCGGAAAACAUGUCACUUUUUGUACACUCGGUUUCUAGCUUUGCACUCGACA